CCCCCCCCGGCCGUGCGCCGCCGCCGCCGGCCCCGCCGCCGCCCGCCGCCAAGCUCCGAGCAGUUCUGGUCUUGCCGACUCCGUCUCUGCCAUUUUAGCUCCAACCGGACAUGGGGAUGAGCCUGAUGAAGCUUCGGAGGCUCCCACCAAGAAAGCAGCCCACACAAGGAAGAUGGCAAGGGAUUGUAGUCUGACCAGCGCAACUGGUGGGCUGCCAGCAGGGGGGCGAUGAAGCUGAAUGAGCGAAGCGUGGCGCACUAUGCCACCUGCGACUCACCUGCUGACCACACUGGCUUCCUCCGCAAGCGUGUGGAACGGCACCACCACCAUGCCCACCACACCACCUCUUACCAGCGCCGCUGGUUUGUCCUCAAGGGAAACCUCCUCUUCUACUUUGAGGAACGGGAAAGCCGGGAGCCCAUGGGCCUGGUGGUGCUGGAGGGCUGCACCGUGGAGCUGUGUGAGGCUGCUGAGGAGUUCGCCUUUGCCAUCCGCUUUGAUGAUGCGGGUGCCAAGGCCUACGUGCUGGUGGCUGACGGGCAGGCUGCCAUGGAGGCCUGGGUGAAGGCACUUUCACGGGCCAGUUUUGAUUACAUGCGGCUGGUGGUGAGGGAGCUAGAGAAGCAGCUGGAGGAGGCCUGCAAGAGCUUGGCUGCUUGCCGCAAGUCACCCAGGCGGUCAUCCUCAGGCAGGAAGAGGCACCUCUCCAAUCCUGCCUUGCUGCCCGUCCAGGAGAAGCCCACCGUUUUGGAGAACGGUUACUGCACGUGGGGUAGUGGCGGUGUCCCUGGGGGGACCUCCUGUCCCGACCACGAUGGGGGUUAUUCAAAGCCCCCGCCUCUUCCUCCGCGCCGGCGCUCGGCCGCCAGCAGCACAGCGGGGUCCCCCAUGGCCAGCCUCUCGCUGGCUUUGCAGGAGAGCCCGGUGUCUCCGGAGACGGCCUGCUUUUCAAAGCUACACAACUGGUACGGGCAGGAGAUUGCGGUGCUGAGACGGGAAUGGCUGGAGAGGCAGCAGAGGGGGAACCUGUGACAUGGGGUGUGGAGACAGAGGGCACAAGACCCCCCCAUCAAGAUGACUUCUAGCAGAGCUGUUGCUACUUCUGGCUGCUGUCCUGUGCAAGAAAAGAGAAGCGAGGGACUUGGUUUGCCCUCUUCCCUUUUUGGUGGCUGAACGUGUGUGUGUGUGUGUGUGUGACUGUGUAUGCUUCACAGGGCAUGCAGGAGGGACCUGUGUCUUCCCUGGACCUCAUUUUUUUUUUCACUGUGUUUCCAUGAGGCUUUAUAUAGCUGGAGAGUGUGUAGUCCAGGAGAGUUGACUUUGAACUCUCGACUGGUGAUAGGAGGUGUGAAAGAGACCCAAACUGGCACAUACAGAAUAGGCCUCAUCCUGUUUCCACUCAGAUGGCUUGUCUUGAUCCAUGCCAUCCUGGGAUGGUGGAUGCUUUGGGUGUUUCAUCAUCAGCCUCUCCUUCACCAGUUCCUUUGGUUUUGUUUUUCAGUGUGAACGUUUGCGCCAGUCAGCAUUUAUUAGUGUCUGUGGUAUUGUGCUGAAGUUCUGCGAGUUUUUUUUUUUUUUUUUUUUUUUUUUCAGUGUAGAUAAGACUGGGUUCUUACAAAAUGCCUCCAGUGGGCUGUUGGCCCUAAAUGGUACCUACAGCUUUGUGCCUCUUCUGCCACAAACAGGCCUUACAAGGACGUAUUUAAGAUACCGUGGUUUUGGCUGGUCCAGGAGCUGUGGUUCACCUUGAUAGGUCCCUGCUUGGAUUUGACCUAGUGGCUGGCACAAACUCUGUUUCUUGGGUCUGCCUGUGAUAAUUGGCUCAAGUUUAAGACUGUAGCCUUUCAGCUUUCAAAAUUUGUAUCAGUAAUGUGUUGCAGCAUGCACUGGCUGGCCCUGGACUUGCAGCUGCGUGACAGUGUCAAGCCCGGAUGUGUGGGACUCGGUAACAGGAUACUUGGAUGCAGGAUACUGGGUGCAGGAACCUCUUCUUACGCUGUAUUAGUAACUUCCUUAGCAGGGUGGAGAAACAGGGCUGUGUACCAAACUAGAGCGCUGCCAUAUCUACAAACCUCAUUUUUAUUUACUUUCCUCCUCCCUGCUAAAUCCCUGCACUAAUCUUCCUCCCUGCUAAAUCCCUCAGGGUGUCUUGGGUGGAUUUCACAAGCUUGUGUAGGCUCCUUUGGGCACACAAGCUCAGUAGCAAGGCUUGUGGGGAAGAGAAAGGGAAAUGCUGGGCUUGGUCUAAACCAAAAGCUGGCGUCAGGAGCUCCCCAAGUCUGAUUCGGGCUCUGACUAUCUAGCAGUAUCCAGGCCUGUUAAUUUCUCUGGCUCAACUCUUUCCUGUUAAUAAAACAGGAAUGAUAAAGCCUGUCUGCCUUCCCAGGGAUGAAUUAUUAACCUCUGUACAGACCACAGCUCCUAGAAAGUGUCAUAUAUGGUACAGCCUGCUUGUUGGAGUCUGUCAACUCCAGAAUCACUGGAGACAGUAUCCAGAACUCUUGCAGAACUUCUUUUGCUAAGCUCUCCAGAGCACCUGGCAGACCCAAGCAGUUGGAGGAAAGAAAAGAUAUGACCAGGCUCCAGAGAAGCAGGGAGGAGAAGAGUUGGCCCCAAAGAGAACUGAAGGUGUGAGUUGUAAAUUAUUCCCUGCUACCUGAGUGUCAACUGAGUUUGAACUUGUCUUGAACAUAAAAGCCAUAAUGUUUCCUUCCGCCAAAGCCAGAACCUGACCCACUGGGGCUUCCCUCCAAUUUUGUAUCAACAUCACUCAGCUAAUCUCAGUAGCUUUUCCUGUUUUAGCAGAUGAGAAGCACUAUGGUAAGCUAAGCCUGUUGUCUUUAUAUAGAAAUGGACUUGUGAAUAACUAGUAGGUCAGAGACUGGCUAAAAAGCAGUCAGGUUUAGAGGCUAUAAGGCUUGGUUUUUAGAACAGAAUACGUGAAACAAUCUUGUGUCUCUCAUCUUCCCCAACAGUGGUAAUCUUGUCUGUAUUGCCCUGUUCUGUUGAGGAAUCUUGCUAGAAAAGCAACAAGCCGUUCCAAGUCAUGCCUGGUGGGUAUCUAUUCACUCUUCUGGAGUUAAAUACACUCACCUUAACACUUUGCAGUAGCCAACAGACAUUGUCAAAGGCAGAAAUCAAACGAUUGCCAUUAACACUUGGUGUCUUUGAAAAUAUCUCUCUGGUAGCUUUGGAUAAAAAGUUUCCUGUCUGAUUAUGACUUGAUGGUAUAUUAUUAGAGGAAAUCAGAUCUUAAAAAAAUAACUUCAGGCAGUGGGAGUGUAACCUUCACGUAUGAAUAAUGCAAUUCAGUCAUCUCUAGUUAUGUCUGUAUUUCUUCAUAGUAGCAAUCUUCAGGUUUUUGUUUGUUUCUUAAGUGAACAAAGUAAGGAGCAGGUGGGUGUUUGUGGCUCCAGAUGCCCAUGUGCGUGUGAGCACGGGCAGAGCAAGCGUUGGCACUGCCUGUUUCCAGCUGUUUCACGCUCCUAUGUUCAGUGGCAGUAGCUGCACUGGGUCUGACACAACCCCGGGCCUGUGCCCAGGCUCCUUCAGCAGCCCGCUUGGCUGAACUUACGGGCCACCGCCACCUCCUUAGCUGCCGCUUGAACAGUUCAACCCUGAUGGGAAAUUGCCCCCUUCCCCAUGAAAGCUCAGCAGCACCAGGGGGUGACAGGCAUUUUCUGGUGCCUUGUCAUUCUGACUGAGGACAUGCUGGGGCCGUGGUCGGAUUUGGUGAGGAUUUGUUUUUGUUUUUGGGGUUUUUUUAUACAUAAUAGGAAGACAAGAAUAUUCCUGACAUCUCAAACCUAUAGAAGGCAGUGUGACAGUGAGGAUUUAACUUCCAAAAUAAAUCAAAAUAUAAUGGCAAUUCCUACAUGAGAACCAGGAAUCAGGAGUGACUUAAGAGAGAUAAUAAAUUAACAAAGCCAGUUCUGUCAGACUAGAAUUGAAACAGUAUUAUUCAUUUAAGGGCAGUUUCAUUUUUAAGGAGCUUAGUUUGUUUCAAUAAGCCACGAUAGCACUAGUAACACUGCUAAAGAGCUUAUAUUUAAUGUUUUAAUCUGUCCGAUUCAAAUUACACAAUUUCCACGCUACAUGUCUUUGCAUUAGUACAUGCUCCAGCUGAAUCCUAAAUCCUGCAAAUGAGGAGCUGCAGUCCACUUUCUGUCUGAUUGCGUUUUAAGUAAUUUUGUAUUUUGCUCUGCAGCGAUGAGAAGAAAAUGGCUGAAUAUUUAACAAUAUUCCUGCCUUGCCUAGCAGUCUAUGCCUGGGCAUUUGCUAGAUCUUGAAAGUGCUCUAUGACUUCCAGCGUGCUUGCUUAGGGCUUUCUCGCCAUUCCUGGCUAACCCAUUCCAUAGCAGGGACUGCCCUUUUUGAGUAAAAAGAAUCAUUAUUCGAGCUGUGCCAAAAUUUGUAUGUGUUUGCAUGCACAUGGACAUGCAUAGCAGUUAAUGUUGUUCACUGAACACUGUCACUUCGUUAGGUUCAUUAGGCAGGAACCAAGUAGCUGGUGGUGCUCCAUCACCUUCUUUGAGACAGAAUGUAUCAAAUCAGCUCAUCUGUGAUCAGUUAUGCUGGCUGUGAAACAACUCUUUGAAGCAGCCCCCACGCAAAAGGUCAGGAUUUCUGUUUCCUGAGACUGUACAUUCAUCUUGCUAAUGGACUGUCCUCUCUCUGUGUGUGCAGGCCCGGAUCAUUACAGGAAAAGGAGAGAAUUUUCCCUGCUUGCUAGCCCAUUAUCCCUUAUAGCAAAAUGAGACUUAUUGCCACUGUAUGUUUUUCUCCAGUCACUCGGGUUUGGCCUGCUCUACCUCCUGCCUUCUCUUUCUGUUAUUAUUUUUUUUAAAUGGAGAAUCUCUAGCCAGUGCAAAGCAUGAUCCCUAGCAAAAGGGAAACUGAAUACUUUGAAGCUGAAGGGCUAUUUUUCUCAAAGUACUGAAGUCACUUUCUUUUCUAGCAAUUCUCUUUAGAAUGAUAUGCAGAAGUGAUGAGAGAGAAAUGCUUGAACCAGAAUGCUUGAAUUUAAAAUAACCUGAAGACCUAAAAAGGAAGGGAGAUGCUGACAUUUUUUUUUUUUUUUUUUGUAAGCUUUGCCAAUAGGGCUCCCAAUCCUGCUAAAAAAUGAUGAAAUACUUGUACUGUUCUGAGGAAGGGAUUUCAAAUUCAGGCCCAUAAUGUAUUAAUUUAUGCACACUUCUCUUUUCAUAAAACAACCACUGUGAUGUUUUCCAUUUGAUCUGAAUCCAGAUCCUAGUGGUAUGAGUAACCUAAAAAUUCUACCAGUGGCUAUCUGCUAGCCAUUCGUUGGACAUUCAAGAUUAAGAUUGGAGAAACACUUGCUAUUGCAAUAGUUACUGCAUGAACAGGUAGGGGGGACUGUAGUCCCCAAACUCACCCCUCUCAGCUACUUUUGAGGAGAAACUUAAAAGAAACAAAACCCACUGAAAUACACUGAGAUCUUUGUGGAGUUCAAGUUUCAGUGGCAUUGUUCACCAGCAUCAAAUGUACUUUAAAGCCUGCACAAUUAACAGGUGACACUACAUGCAACUUGCAGAAACACUCCCUUGUUUUGAAGUGCUUAUAUUAAGUAGAUAACGUGUUAUCUUUUUAAAGGGCAACUUUGCAUGUGCCUGUCUUUUACAUGCGGGAAAAAAAGUGUGUAUUAUGCAUUUCAAUACAUUGUUAACAUUUGUAUUUUAUGCUAGUAAGCUGAAUAAACCAUUUUUAUUUGUAAGCCAUCUGUUACUAAACAGGUAACACCCAAGAAAACGUUUCCCACGGCCUUGUGGCUCUCGCCGUCCAAGUUUUUAAGAGCUCCGUCUUCUCUGGUUGCAUAUUCAUGGUGAGCACUUUGCGUGGAAAAAAACUAAAGAGACCUCAACCUC
Molecule: messenger RNA, 5885 nt
Organism: Rhea pennata
Lineage: Eukaryota; Metazoa; Chordata; Aves; Rheiformes; Rheidae
Gene: PHETA2
Product: PH domain containing endocytic trafficking adaptor 2
Exons: 3
Coding region: 229-1032 (267 amino acids)
Biological process (GO): retrograde transport, endosome to Golgi; receptor recycling; endosome organization
Cellular component (GO): recycling endosome; early endosome; trans-Golgi network
Source: RefSeq, a predicted model, not a curated record